Populus nigra (black poplar) is the source of this 1302-nucleotide messenger RNA. RefSeq lists its product as uncharacterized. The record is from RefSeq and is a predicted model, not a curated record. Lineage: Eukaryota; Viridiplantae; Streptophyta; Magnoliopsida; Malpighiales; Salicaceae. The transcript has 5 exons. Bases 1 to 1302 code for a protein of 433 amino acids. Gene Ontology annotation, molecular function: nucleic acid binding.
AUGGAUGUUAACGCACCAAACCCUAAACCUCUGAACCCUUCUGCUUCCCCUUACACGAGAGCCGAAGCAAGUGUGUCUUCGCCAUUUCUACCACCAAACAGUGGAAUGAUCGUGUUACCCUCAAAACUACCCCAGCUUUCACAAGAGAUUUAUGGCUCCCAUCCACAACAGUUGCAAUCGCAACUAGCGUGGGUGACUCGAUCAGUGCCCACAAUGGUUCCUGGGUUCCUCGCCAAUCCUUACCUCUCCGUGCAACACCAGUUGACCCAAGCUUGGGUGUACCAAGAAGCCACUGCCUACUACAACGUCUAUAGGCAGCCUUUCACUGUACCCCAUCCACAUCUUUAUUACAGUGGCAGUGGAAACCAAGGAACAUGCUGUACCCCCGGUGAGAAUUUAAAAGAAUCCGAGGAUGUCAAAUUUGAGGAAAGAGUGAAAUGUGAGGAUUGCUAUUCUGGGGUUUUGGGCAACGUGGAAAAGAGGGUUUUUGGUGGAGGUGCCAGGAGGUUUGUUGCACCUCCUCGUUUAAGGGCAAAGCGAAGAGAUGGUGGGGUUUUUUUGGGGGAGAAAUUAUGGGUGCCUAAGACUGAAUCUAAGCUGUAUGGGGAGAGUAGUGGUGAUGAUCAGGGGUUGAGUGCUAAGGAGGAGGAUGGGGUACUUUCUUGUAGUACCGAUGAAGUUUUUUUAGCAGGAAAAACUACUUUAAUGAUCAAGAAUAUUCCAAAUCAACUUGGAAGGCAUGAUUUACUGCGAAUACUGGACGUGCACUGUUUGGGAGAGAAUCAAAAGGCUAUGCAGCGAUUCGAUCGUGUUAAAUCAGAGUUUGAUUUUUUCUACUUGCCCAUGGACUUUGUGAGACGAGCAAAUCUGGGUUAUGCGUUUGUCAACUUCACGAAUGCAGCUGGAGCCUUGAGAUUUCGCAAAGCUUUCAAUAAGUAUAAGUGGGAUGUGGGUGCAAACCGCAAGACAUGUGAAGUAUCUUUGGCAACUAUCCAGGGAAAAGAUGCCCUUUGCAAUCGCUACAAGAAUUCUGUGUUUCCAUGUCAUACCAAUGCCUAUUUACCUGUUGUUCUACUGCCUGCACGUGAUGGGUGGAGGCAGACCGCACCUAGUAUUGUUGGAAGGCGUGUAGACCCAGCUUUUCCAUUGGAAAGAGGUUGUUUCAGUCGGAGGAAAUCCUUGAACAAGAUUGCUGAAGAUGGACGGUCAAAAUCAAUGGGUGAAUUGGAAACACGGGAUCGGGAUUUCGAUGUGUUUGUUUCCAGAACAAUCCCGUCAUAUAUGUUGUAUGAAGUUUGCUAG